UCUACUACCGGGCCAAAUACACCUUUAUACACAUUCCUAGCCUCCUAUACUGAAGAGUUCUACAACAGUAACAAGGCAUGGCUGCCAGAAGAGUAACAUACCGAUUGCCUCUCUGGAAGCGAGCCGUACCUAGGUAUCCUCUUUACCUUGAGGGAAGACCACAGAACAGAGUGCUUUUAUGUCAGUUCUGGAUGAAAUUGAUUAAAGACAAAACAUUUGAACUACCAAAUGAUAGGGUUCACUUUGAAGUACACCCUCAAAUGAGCAUAUUAGAUGUUAAGCAAUACCUGGAGAAGAUUUAUAAUGUAGAUGUAUUAAAAGUGAGAACCUACCGCAGAACAGAAUACACAAUUAAUAAAGAUUCCUUUGACGUAAAAGAAACUGAUAAAGGCAAGAUCCCUGCUGCAAAAGUUGCCUGUGUUCAGUUGGGAGGAGCCCACCGGUUAACAUUUCCAAACUUGUUUGGGGAGAAACUGUUAUCUACUACACCAGAAGAAGAUGCAACCAAAUUAGAAGAACUUCAAGAGAAAUUAAAUGUUGCAAAGAACUGGGAACGACCAGGUAUCCCACCCUGGUUCAGUUAGCAAGGGUGCGAGUAUAAAAACUCAUUGACUAUAUAUAAUAAAGAACUUUUUGGCACAGAAUGAUUGUCUAGGAGUAUAUUUGUUUAGUGAAAGAAAUAUGUUUAUUUUAAUGCAAGAUGUCUAAUGAAUAAAAGU
Messenger RNA from Mizuhopecten yessoensis (Yesso scallop), 719 nucleotides. Its product is annotated as 39S ribosomal protein L23, mitochondrial-like. Gene Ontology annotation, biological process: mitochondrial translation. The record is from RefSeq and is a predicted model, not a curated record. The transcript has 5 exons. NCBI's taxonomy places the organism in Eukaryota, Metazoa, Mollusca, Bivalvia, Pectinida, Pectinidae. The coding region runs from base 78 to 584 and encodes 168 amino acids. Gene Ontology annotation, cellular component: mitochondrial large ribosomal subunit; ribosome. Gene Ontology annotation, molecular function: structural constituent of ribosome.